GAUUGCAAAUCUUUUCUCAAUGGCUCCAAGACAACCCCAUGACACCGUCAUAAACCGAUUUCUUCAGACAGCCUCUUCGACGGACGACAGGGUACCACUGGUAGUCUAGGAUAAGCCAUCGAGAGCCAGCUUCUUGAGUCGAGUCUACCACAACAGCCAUAAGAGCUAGCUAGGAAGUGUCUGAGAGGGACGCUGGAGCCAAAUUCACUUCAUUUCUUAUAGAUCAGGCAGGCGAAAAUCUAGAGGGAAUCUCUUCUUUCGAUCAAAGAGAGAAUAAUAGAAAGAGAUGUCAAAACAAGAGGACAAGUCCAAAACCAUUACCGGUGGCUACGGUGGGAAGCUCUCGGAGCGAAGUCGAAGAAAACAGAAAGGACGGCAGCCCAAGGCACGCGAUGCAUCCCUCACUGGAGAAAUGUGCUCGGGUUUCAGGGUGCCUCGAAUGACACCCGGCAUGAAGAGGCGACUCAACGAUGGCUAUGACAGUUUCUCGGAGAGUGUCAACUCCUUUUCCAACCUAAACUUUUUGGUACAAGUUAUGCAGCCAGAAAUGACCUUGUCAGAGGGGAACGAGUUGGCUGGCCUAGCAGAAGAAAAAGUGACGGAAACUACUAGUGGUAGUCCUCAUUCAGCUCGUGAUAAUAACAAUCCACAACUGCAAGAAAAGUCAUCAUCACCUCCUCCACCACCGCCACCACAACACAAACGAAUAGGGUCUCGUUUUGCCGGGCCACAGAAACCACCAAAGUCCCAUUUUGCCGAAACCAAGGCUGUCAUAAAAGCUGACAAACAGCACCGAAGAACAGGCUCCAAACAUACUGCUUUUCAAGACGAGGACUGGCAAAUGGCGGGAAAUGAGACUGAGGAGAUAGAGGACAGUGAAGAGGAGGACGAAGAAGAGGACGUAUUGCCGGAAACCAAAAAGACCAAAGGCACCACUACUACUAGACCACCAGGAGUCCCACUCUUGAGACGGUCCCUAAGGUUAAACCCAUCGUUGGACGUCCAAACGACCAACGAAAUCUUCAUGAAAAACCUGUCGGAUUGCAUUCAAAGUCAGAUGGAUGGUGGUGGAGCAACAGAUGAUGAAGAAGAAGAGGUUGACGAUGAUGAAGCAAAUGAGCAGGACAUUGAAGGAGGUGGCGAGGUUGGUAACAAUGAAUCCACAGAUGAUGAUGAACCUGGUAUCCUUCGCAACAAGAGCGAGGUCCUCGAGGAGGCAAAACUGACGGAGCAAACAUCUCUCCUUGGGAGUGGGAGGAAACCACCAUGGCAGGGAAGGCGCAAGCAUCCAAACCUGAAGAGACGUCGCACACAGAGGGUGUGGUACCAUUGCCUAUGCGGAUGGUGGUCCAGAAUCAUGCGCGUACUACGCCCUCGAGAAGUGUGCCAGAGCAUCAAGAAUUUUAUCCUACGAAUCGUCUUGCUACUCAUGGUCCCACUCUUGGCUCUAGCCUGGGCACUCUUUUAUGUCCUCGAGAACCCAGUGCUACAGUUUCUACCCAGAACAGCAGCCUUGUCCUGGUAUAUAAUAUUUGCAGUCCGAUGGUUGGUGACGUUGACACUCGCGAGAAUCUCGCAAUGGUUUCUUUUGCUGGCAACUCGAACGCAUCUCAUGGCACGAGUGGCAGGGCCAUUCGUUACCCUCAUGGCACUGCAAUCCAUCGGGUGGCCUUUUCUGUGCAUGUCGUGGGGAUUUUGGAACCUAUUGAUCUUGCAUGGUCAAGGCAAAUUCUGCAAGAAUUGGCUCUUCUUUGUCACUGGCGCUGCCAUGUUUGACCCAACUGAAAACCCGGAUGAUGGUGUUUUGGACAGCGACCUUUACGGAAGAAUUCUCGGGGUUAUGAUUAUUGUUGGGUUCGUGAGUGGCAUCAAGCGAACUUUGAUAGCGUUGUAUCUGAGUCGACGAAUGUUGUUGUACUACAAACCACAGCUGAAGGAAAUGAUGUAUCAGAUCAAACUCGUUACCGGUGUUGCGGGUCUUGCGGCAGAGACACUCAAACGAGGUUUCGGGACUGUACUGAAUGAUGCUGUCGCCAAAGCUACGGAGGUGCAGAUCAUGCGCGAGCCUGUCUUUAUGGAUGCAGUUCCGUCCUUUGGUAAUACUGCACCUGUCCCACCAUCUGAGGCCAGUCCAAGUCAAGGCCAAUUUGCCAUGGAUGGAGUAUCGAACGUUGUUGCUGUUUCAGCUUCCAAAACAUCACAAGGCAACAUUGAAAGUGAUGACGACUCGGAGGACUACGAUGACAAGACAGAGCAAUCCAACAGCGAAGACCAUUGGGAACGCUGGAAGAAGGUCAGUGAUCCGUGGCAAAACGAAAGUAGUGGAUCAGCAAUUGGGACAGUGGGGAACGUGAUGGCGUCGAUUCCCAACUGGGAGCCUCCAGUCGACAAAAGUCAGAAGGAGGAACCGACGCUCAACGACAUGCUGGAAUUUAGAAAAGCGGUAGCUUUCAUGGAGGGCAACUACCCAUUUUCUCGCGCUUACGGGCUGUGUGAUUCACGCGAGGCUUGUAUCAAAUCUGCAUUACGGGUCUACAAACGACUUCUCAAAUUUAUUCCCCAGGACAAAGAACCCACGCUCCUAUUUGAUGUGAUUGGAGUGCUCGCCUACCACAACAAUGGAGAGUGGGAUGAGAAACGAGCUGUGGAGUUGAUGCGAGUGUACACACCCGACAAAGACUACAGGUUGAGCAGGAAUGCAUUUGUCCGGUCUUGUGACAACGUCUACAAGAGAAUGGUGUUCCUCCUUGCUUCGAUGAACAACGCAUCAAAGAUCGACAGUGUUCUGGAAGAGAUAUUUGACCACUUCUUUUAUGGCAUCUUGGCUAUAGUUAUGCUGAGUCUCCUGGGCUUGAAUAUUUGGCCACUCCUGGCAUCAUUCUCGACCAUCCUGUUGUCCUUCACAUUUGCAUUCUCCUCCUCUACUGCUCGUGCUGUUGAAGGAAUCAUGCUCAUUGCCGUUCGACGGCCCUUUGAUAUUGGUGAUCGCAUCACUAUAUCCAAUGCACAGGGUGCUUGUCCUGGGCCUGCCGAUGCAUGGUUUGUGGAAGACAUUGAUUUGACGACAACUACACUAAGGCGCGGCUUAACGAAUGAAGUGGCCACAAUCAACAACAGCAGCCUCACUAAUUGCAGGAUUGUCAACUAUGCCAGAUCCUCCAAGGCAUGCAUCACUGUCAUUGUUCACUUUCAAAUUGAGACUCAGCCCACUCAAAUUGAGCGAUUCCGGCGACGUGUGAAAAAGUACCUCAAGAACCGCCCAAGCGUAUGGGAAGCGCUACUGUGCUUUCGGAACUGCGACCUGAGCAAAACUGAGGGGUUCAUCUCUUACAUACUCAUCGCGAGGCACACGAAACCCUGGCAGGAUCCUUCAGUUUUGAUGAACAAGGCGAAAUUAGAAAAUCAGGUGGACAAAAUUUCAUCAGAGCUUGGCAUUGGCUACGUCAGACAACCGGACCGUAUGGAGGUUGCUAUGAUCGAUGAGAUCGAAAGGAAACCGAAGCAACUUUGAUGAAACGGAUCUGCAAGCCCAAACCCAUGCGUUUUCGCUCAUGGUGUCCUUUGAAAUGCUUGAAAGAUCAUCCUUGAACUCCUCCAACUGAAUGGAUGAGGCGUCAAAGUCGGUCGCAUGGUUAUCAUUACCGGUACCAUGGUUGCAAAAGCAGAUUGCAAGAAUUUGCCGCAGCUGAGAUUUCUCUUGUUGGAGUGCUUCAUCUGCCGAGUGCAGUUUGUGUCGUUUCUUGAGAGAGGCGACGAGGCUUGCUUCGGAUGGGCAAGUUGGAAUUUCAUGUGUCUGUUGUUGUCCCCUUGCACGGGCAAGCUGUUGCUCGAGCUCGUAGAUGGCUUUGAGCUUGGCAUCUGGGUUCUCACAAACAAUACCGCGAGAAAAAUCUCGCUUCGUUUCGUCGGAAGCAGCUUUGAGUACAAUUGAAAUGGUCUUGUGGUCGAUACCACUCUCAACCUGUGGUGCGGUGUAGUGUAUUUACAUUGUCGAAGUUGAACAUGAAGCCAGUCCUCGUUGCUUCUCGUGCUAUCUGAUAUCAUUUUAUUGAGCUACUGGUCGAAACGAGUAUCCUGAAAUAACGGAGUUUAGAAGUCGUCGGUGGACUCGACUCAAGUCAGUGUUUGGUGAAUGGCUUGACACUGGCAACGAAAGGCAACAGUGAGACUUUGGUUUUCUGUGAUAAGGCUUCGUACUCGGCAACUUACUCAACUGACUUUUGGUCAACAAUAUGCGGGGCAGUCCUUGCCAGAACUCUUUCAGCAUCACUGGCAUUGGAGAAAAGGACAAAUCCCCAACCGUUUCCAUACAUGACAAACACACUCUGAAGCGAGCCGAAUUGCAAGAAAUACGAUCGCAGACUAUCCUCUGUCGUUUGCCACGCUAGACCUCCAAUGAAAAGCUUGCCGGUCUUUGUUUUCACUGGGCUGGGGUUGGGGUUGUCGUCUUCCGUCUGUUGAAGUUGUUUAGCGCUAUUCUUGUUGGUUCUUGGGGUUACAACAUGCCAAUCGUCGUCCUUUUUCGCGGCAACGUUGAGAAUUGCAAGCCCAGAAUACGUCAGCCUUAGAUACGUUUCAGUCGAUGACCCCUCCGGUUUGUCAUCCCUUCCUUUCACUUUGAUGACAGGUUUGCCUGGAACAGCCAGGUUCCGCCGACCCCACUCCACAAAAUUCUUUUCUGAAGCCAAUGUUCGAAUGCGUAGGAAUCCUUCUCUGUCUUUUUCUCCCACUUUGGCAUAGAAAGCCGACCCAAUGCAGCCCUCAGAGGCCCAGCUCGAGUAGACGCUGAUGCCCUCUUUCACGUUUUGGUGCUGGGCAUUCAGGACAACACUGCAAAAGAUUGCAAACUUGCCUUUUGUUUCGAGGUUAGGUGUCUUGACAGAAGUGGAUGUUUGUUUGUUCGUGUGCAAUGAAGGGGGCGAGGACGGUUGACCAAUGGUACCUCUAAAGCCCUGCUCUCCACCAGUGUCCUUUGGUACAUCGUUGCCCAACUGAUUUUUACCAGUUGUGGAGGUCUGUUGAGCUUCGCAAGGAACCUCUGGGACAGUCAAGCUAGCGGCAACGUCUUGCAUGGGCCUUGGUUGCUUUGUUUGGCAUGGCACCGACUCUGGCUGAAUGUCUGUAGAUCCAGAGUUUGCAUCAUUGCGGGCUGAGUUUGUUUGCUGCUGCUGAUCGUCUGAUAUGCGCAGCAUCUUUUUGAUAGCCACAGCAGUAUUCACGCAUAUCUCGUCCUUCGCGACAGCUUCAAACUGCCCAGCCAAUUCACGUUCUUUCGCCGACUGUGAAUCAAACGAUGUAACAUCUCCAACAUCUUCACUGCUUCUUCUUGGCGAUUUGUGGUCGUUCAGAUGCCGACCUUGAUCUUCUACUGGUUGCGAAUAAAUUGUCAUGUCAUCCUGGUUAUCAUCGUUGGCUUGCUGAGACGGAUUAGAAGAGAUGGUUUGAACUUCCAUUUCAUGUUCUUCAUCCUCAUAAACAGUCCUGGGUGGUCCACCCAAGCAAUCAUAUUCCCACGACAUGACUACGUUGGCAUUGUCAAUGAG
Seminavis robusta is the source of this 5543-nucleotide messenger RNA. NCBI's taxonomy places the organism in Eukaryota, Bacillariophyta, Bacillariophyceae, Naviculales, Naviculaceae. The record is from the annotation of a GenBank genome assembly.